AUGGCCACCCCCAGUGUUCUCACCUUUGACGCUGAGGGUCGGGCUGUUGACUUUGAGGUCUGGGUAGAUGAUUUGCAGCUUUUCCUCCAGUGCGAUAGGGCAGACGGUCUCUCCCUCUUUGACCUCACUUCUGGUGCCUCUCCUGCCCCUGCUGCUGAUGCUGACGCAAAUGUUCGCUCACAGUGGGCCACGCGCAAUGCUGCUGCCCGCCUUGCUGUGCGCCGCCACUUACCGACCGCUGAGCGCGCGCAUUCUAGUCAGUACAAGAGUGCUCAGACCUUGUACGACGCUGUAGUUGCACGCUACUCUUCCCCUGCCACUGCUGCUCAUAGCCGCCUCAUACUGCCGUUCCUCUUCCCUGACCUCGCCGCUUUUCCCACAGUCGCUGACCUCAUUACACACCUUCGCACUAGUGACAUUCGCUACCGCGCUGCGCGUCCUGCUGAGUUCUGCGCCAAGAACCCCCCUCCUAUGUACAUCACCCUCUACUACAUAGUCACCCGGCUCCCUGACACCCUUCGCUCGGUCAGGGACCACUUCCUCUCUGUUUUCCCCACCACUCUCACCGUUGACCUCCUCGAGGAGCGCCUCCUAGCAGCAGAGAAGAGUAUAGUCGCUGUAGGAGCCUCUGGUGGUGACCCUCGUACCCCUAUCUUUGAGGGUCGGUCGGCGCGGCGUCUGCCCCUAGCAAGAGGGGGCGGUGGAGGCGGCGGUGGAGGCGGCGGAGGGGGUGGGGGUGGCGAUGGGAGUGGUGGCGGUGGUGGGGGCGCUAGUGGCGGCAGUGGAGGCGGAGGAGGCGGCGGUGGUGGCGGUGCGGGCGGAGGUGGCGGAGGUGGAGGCGGUGGUGGAGGUAGCGGCGGCGGAGGUGGAGCUGGUCGGGGCGGCGCUACGCAGAGGGUCGGCUCCGGUGGUGGUCAGCGCCAGCAGCAGCAGCAGCGCACUCGUGAGACCCCUUCCCCCCAGCAGCUUCGUGAGUGGUACACUGCUCGUCAGCGGGGUGGGGGUGCUGGCACCUGUACCUACGUUCUACGUACCGGCGAGCGCGCGGGUGAGCAGUGUGGGGGUCCGCACUCCACCCAGCGCUGCUUCGGCCGCGUGAUGGACGCUUGGCGUCAUCAGUUCCCUAACGCUACUGAGAUCCCUCGCUGGGGCGAGCUGUUUAGGGCGAGUGUUCCGAUAUUUGAUCUUAAAUAUGAUGCUAUUCUUGCUGCCAUGUAUGCUGUGACUAUUAGUGAUGAGGACCGCACCACGCUUACGCUGCUUAGUCAGCCAGUGGCAGUCUCCCUGGCAGACCCCUCUGGGGGUCCUGUCCUUGCCCACUUCUCCACUGUUCUACCGUGUCCGCCGGCCCCUUCUGGCACCCUGUCGGGUCUUUACCUCCCCUCGUUCUCUACUUCCUGCUGGUGGUUGACGACUACUCGCGUUACACCGCAGUCCUCCCCUUGCGCAGCAAGGACCUUCACGCUUCCGGACUCUCCGCAGCAAAAUGGGAUUGCAAAGCGCCGCAUUCGCAUGGUCAUGGACGUCGCUCGUACGUCCAUGGUCCAUGCGGCUGCCCCCCAUUUUCUGUGGCCGUUUGCGGUUCGGUACGCGGCGAAUCAGAUCAACCUUCAGCCCCGGGUCUCCAUGCCGGAGACCUCCCCUGCUUUGCUGUGGACGGGGAAGGUUGGCGAUGCGUCUGCGUUCCGCGUCUGGGGAUCUCGGGCGUUUGUCCGCGACUUGUCUGCGGACAAGCUGUCCCCUCGUGCUGUUCCCUGCGUCUUCCUUGGCUUCCCCCCUGACGCGCCGGGCUGGCAGUUCUACCACCCCACCUCGCGCCGUGUUCUGUCCUCCCAGGACGUCACGAUUGACGAGUCGCUUCCCUACUACCGUCUCUUCCCCUACCGCACUGCGUCCCUCCCCCCCCCGCCGCUCUUCCUUACACCAGGUCCCGCUCCGAUAGACCCCCUCCCCCCUCAGGGUCCUGCCCCCUCAGGUGUGUCUCAGGUCGACGCAGUGGACCCUGUCGAGGUAGCUGUUGACUCUGGUGCUGCUAGGGGUGCUGAGCCUGCGGGUGCUGGGUCUGGGGGUGCUGACUCUGGGGGUGCUGAGCCUGGGGGUGCUGACUCUAGGGGUGCUGCGUCUGGGGGUGCUGAGCCUGGGGGUGCUGCGUCAGGGGGCGCUGAGCCUGGGGGUGCUGCGUCUGGGGGUGCGGAGUCUGAGGGUACUGGACCUGCUCGUGUGACGUCUGGCGGUGCUGGGCCUGGAGGUUCUUCGGGUGCUUCGUCCCGGCGGGAGCUACUCUCUCCACAGGAGCUGCGUGAGUGGUUUGCCCGGCGCUGGAGGCAAGCUACUCGAGUUGGAGGUGCUGCGGGUGCUGGAGGUUCAGCUGCUGCUAAGGGUGCUGGUGCCGCGGGUCCCGGAGGUGCUCGUACUGGGAGUACUGGAGCUGCUGGGCCUGCGGGUGCUUCUCGUACUGGAGCUGGUGGUGCUGCGGGCGUCGGUGCUACUGAGGGUGCUGGAGCUGGACUUGCUGCGUCUUCUGGUGGUCUGGCUGGAGCUGGAACUGCUGGGGGUGUUGGCGCUGAGGGCGCCUCUGGUGCUGGUGCCUCUGAGGGUACUGGAGUUGGCGCUACUGGAGCUGGGGGUGCUGCUGGCGCUGGUGCUGUCGUUCGGGGUGCUGGUGCUGUCCCUUCUGGUGCUGGUGGUGCUGAGCGGCCGCGGCCGUACUUCGUUCCGCUCCUUGAGCAGGUUCUUGGUCUUCCGCCCUCUGCUAGUCCGGCUCCUCCCUUAGAGUGUCCACCGCCUGUCCCGUCCGAGUCACAGUUACAGCCUACCUCUCCUCUGCGUGCUCCUUCUCCCUACACUGGUCCUACUGGAGAACUUGCUGAGCGUCGUGAGCCUGCGUCUCGUCCUGCGUCGCCUGUCCGUGCUGCUCGCACUAGUAGUCGUGGUUCGCGUCAGCGUCCUCACCCUGUCCCCGGUACGCACCGGAUGUCUCUGCGUCCCUCCACUGCUCCGCUGCGUGCCCCUUUGCCUUCUCCUCCUGAGUCCUCUCUUCCUGUUCUUGCCGACCCGGAGUCGGACUCCCUUCGUACUGCAAGUCCUACUGUCACGCGUCUCCUUGCUACUGUCGUCACUGACCCUUCGUUUGAGUCCGCUGCUGCGUCUGCCUUAGUUUCUGAGCUUGUCGACUUCGCUGCUCAAUGUCGCCUAGACUACGCUGCUAGUCUUGUCGCUGAGUCUGAGUCUGUCUGUCCUCCGUCCGUCGCGGGUGAGUGUGCCCUUGGCACGGACGUCCUUGAGGACAGGCAGGAGGAGUUGCAGUGCUUUGCUGCUGCUUCACAUCAUCUCGUGUCCAUGCUGCUUGCCCCUGAGGGAGACCCGGAUGCACCAGACAUCCCGACUCCGUGCUCUUACGCGGAGGCGAUAGAGGGUCCCUACUCCUCUCAGUGGCAGGCAGCCAUGGAUGCAAAGAUGGCUUCCUGGAAGUCCACAGGCACCUACGUCGACGAGGUUCCCCCUCCCGGGGCGAACAUCGUCAGUGGCAUGUGGAUUUUCAGGGUGAAGCGGCCGCCGGGUUCUCCGCCUGUCUUCAAGGCGCGCUACGUGGCUCGUGGCUUCAGUCAGCGGCAGGGAGUUGACUACUUUUAG
Closterium sp. NIES-65 is the source of this 3633-nucleotide messenger RNA. Lineage: Eukaryota; Viridiplantae; Streptophyta; Zygnematophyceae; Desmidiales; Closteriaceae. The record is from the annotation of a GenBank genome assembly.